Molecule: messenger RNA, 2337 nt
Organism: Penicillium verrucosum
Lineage: Eukaryota; Fungi; Ascomycota; Eurotiomycetes; Eurotiales; Aspergillaceae
Exons: 12
Coding region: 1-2337 (778 amino acids)
Biological process (GO): synaptonemal complex assembly; meiotic recombination checkpoint signaling
Cellular component (GO): nucleus
Source: RefSeq, a predicted model, not a curated record
AUGCCUCGCCCUAAGAAAACUAUAGCGUUCAAGACUGUCUCCAAGUCUGGGGCACCCCAGCCCGAAAUCCAAGCAGAUAAAAUCUACCGUUUUCCCGUGAUCGAGCAAAGCCUGGAGUCGAUGAAGAUAACACUACAUAUGACCAUCGCAUCGCUCUUAUUUAUGCGUGGAUUAUUGCCUGUGGAUGCCUUUGGCGAGCGGAUUCUGCGAACAAACCGCGUUCACGAGUGCUAUAACUAUACCCAUUUUGUAAAUGGGAAGAACAAGGGCAAUUUUGGACGUAACCGAUUGGAGUAUGUUCCUAUAUGGGUGAUUGAAAGACACCUGAGUGAUGAAGCCGAUCAGCUUCUCGACCUUCUAGAGAAUGGCAUCUUUGAUGCUCUAAUAAGAGGCGUGCUACAUGCCGUCCAGUUUACCGUCCUUGCAGAUAAAGACUCGCCAAACAAGGUUCUGGAAUCUUACACCUUCACCUUCGACAAUUUCGGUGAGCGCGGCACUGCAAACCGCUUAACCAACGGUCCAAGGAUGGAUUUUGUCAGUCCCGUUGAGGAUCGAGCGAGCAUGCGUAAUAUGAUUUUUGAAGGGAAGGCCCUCAUCCGACGGUUGAGAACAAUGUGUGCUCAAAGCCCGCCAUUGCCUAAUGAGUGCAGCUUGGGAAUACAUGUAUUCCACAAACCGGAGUGUCCUGGAUCCUACGAUAUGCCUGGAUUUGCUGAUUCCCAGGACAACACUAUUGAGUACCCGCGGACUUCGUACUGGGAAAGGACGAGGCGCUUUUACGGAAGUGUCGACAGCGGCUUCCACACACUCGGAUUAAGAGUGAAUUCUCUACUUUCUACCUCACCCGGUGGCGAAGCUUACUUCCCCCCGGUGGAGGAAGCGAACGACGAAUUAGUGCUCCGUUCUGACGAGGUCGGAAUCCCCACGCCUGCUCAAAUGCCAUUGGACCUAGUUGGAGAGAUAGAUGUCUCCACUGAUGAAAGCGCUGCCGGUUCCACGGACGGCCCAACAAUCUCCCUUGACGAGUACUUAGAGUCUCAAUACAGCUCAUUCAAAUUGGCGAUGAUAUCUUAUAGGAUGAGAGACAGAGAAUCACAACGAUAUACGGAGAAUAAAGUGGAGGACAGAAUCUUCUUUAAUCAAGAAGACUUGGAAAAUCAACAGUCUUGGGUGCACAAAAAGGCUCGGUUACAAGCUGAGUCCGUCGAAGUUGAUUCAGAUGACUCUUUUGAAGCCAACCUUGUCGCAAGACCACCUCGCCUUGGAAGGUCGAGAAAAAAUAGGAUACCUCUCAAUUGGCCAGAUGAAGAAACAACGUUUCCCGUUAGCCGCGAUAGCGUUUCUCUUUCUCAGUCUCGUAGAUGGACUCGAAAUGACUUUGUUCCGGAGAAAUACAUACGUCGUGUGCAGAUCGUGGGGUCAAAGCCCACUGUCAAAGCAAGCACGGUAUACUAUGUCGAGAACCGCCACGGUGCCACCAAGAAGCUGGACGAGGAGAACAAGGACAACAUAGAGAAUCUGCCUGGGCCAAGUGACAGCAUGACUCAAUAUGGACACAGGGAUCAGCGCCACUAUCGGUGUGAGUGCAACACUUGGAACUUCAAGCCCAGGAAAUCUAUACAAUGUGCGAAUUGCAAAGACUGGCAACACACCCUGUGCUAUGGCUAUUACUCUGCCAAGGACGCACGAAUCCCAGACAUACAUUACUGCUACAGCUGCUUGAUCGGACACGAAUUUGACAAUGACCUGAUGAAAGAAUUGAUCAAGCUUACCCGAACACGAAGAACAAUUCACUAUGUCAUAACUGUUGGAAAAUCACACUUUUUGAAUUGGCAACUGGCCAGAGACCUUAAUUGUAGCGACGAUGAGGCUCGUGCAGCAUUCCACAUUAUCCGGAAACUUGGCAUCAUGGGAUCGUUCCGUGUCAGGAAUGAAAACCACCAUAAGCUAGGGCACUCCAAAUUCUGGCUCAACCAGACCAUGCCAGCCUGCCACACCAUCUGCAGCGAAAUCUUGGACCCGAUGUUGCUCAUCGGAGAAUAUUACGAUAUACCCCCUCCUAACCCCCUGCCACUGAUUCGAUCACAUUGGUCCAAGUCUGGUGUACCCUUAUUCAGUACUGAACUUAGUGUGUCUGGUGAGUGGGAUAAUACCAUCGACCCUCGCUGGCAACCUAAACUUUGGGAGCGGGUUCGCUCUAACCCUUCUGCCAAUGGGUAUUUCUUCGAGGGGGAGACCUCAAGUAGCGUGUCGAAGCGGUUGCUGGAUUCGAAAGAUGGAGAGGGAUUUGAAGAUAUGGUUUAUACUCGGGAGGCCAAGAAAAUGAAGUUUAAAUAG